AUGAUGCCAAUCAAAGAUAAUAUUGAUGUUGCUAGUUAUUUAGUAACAAAGCAUUCUUCGUGGAAAGGAAAAUACAAAAGGAUAUUUGCAGUGGGUACAUCUGGAAUCACCACAUAUAAUCCUGAUAAAUUAGAGAUAACAAAUAGAUGGCUGUACAGCGAUGUCAUAUGCAUACAGCCAACUACCAAACACAUGGAUAUUGGUAUGGAAUUUACUCUUACUAUUAGGAAGGAAAAAAAAGUAGAUACUAUGAGAUUUUCAUCGGAAUAUCGAGCACACAUUCUGACAGAUGCUUUAAAGUUUAGAUCACAAUUUGCUGAAAAACCCCAAGAAAUUAUAAGACAUCAAGCUUACAAACAUCACUGGUCUGAUACAAGACUUCCUGUCGUACUAGAAGUUACAUAUAGUUCACUGGAUCAAUUGGACCCUGCAACAAAUAUUAUAUUAGCUAGCUACAACUAUCGUGAAAUAGAAGGAAUAAUAGGUGUCCGUGAUUAUCCUGGUGGUUUUGUUAUUGCCUGUGGUGGUUUUAGUCGGUUACAUUUAUUUGCUGCACCAAAUUUUAAUGAAAUUAAACAAAAAAUAGUGGAUUAUGCUGCACAAUUUGUAGGUAUCAACAUUAAAGUUUUAUCAGAUACAAUUACAUUGGAAACAGUGCAGGCACAAAGAUUUGGAAAAUUUAGUGGUGAUGACCAUCAAACUUCCGUGUCUGAAUUUAAUGUGCAAAAACACAGUCCCAGGCACAUUGAAAAACCAAGGCGACACCUAUGCUUAACAGAAACAUGUUUAUUGGAACGAGAUCCUCAAACGUAUAACGUUGUCACUUUACGUCCAUUGUCUGAUGUUUUUGCUCUUGUGAGAGAUCAGACCAACUUACAAUUAUUUUCUAUUGAAUAUGUCAAUGGGGCUAUAAGGACUUACACGGCAACUGAUAGAGAUGCUUUGUUAGCAUCGAUAUUGGAUGGGGUUCGUGGUUCAGGAAAUCGUGAUGUUCAUGUUCGUAUGACAAAUACACCAAGGGGUAAACGAUUAGGUCCUUUGCAUGUGCAUUUAGAAGAAGACGUCGAAGCUAUUCAUUUACGUUUUCUCAUAGCAGCAAAUAGUAAUAAAAAAGCUGAAGCAUUGGAAAGGUUGAAUGCUAAUGUACCCUACAGUGGUUUAGUGUAUUCUGUUAAUCAAGCUGGCAUGUUUUCUGAAAAUAAGGAACAUUUAAUUACAACAGCUCUUCAGUCACUAGUGCUGAAUGAUUCUGAGAUAAACUCUAUUAGUUCUUAUGAAUUAGAAGCUCUAUUUCACGCUUUGCGACGCUUAGUGGCAAGUAAAGUUGGAUUUGCUGCAUUUACUUCAAUUGCAAGUUUCCGUGAAGCUAUUGGCUCGUGUGUUGUGGGUGCUCUGAGACGGAACGAUGCAGGAGUGACCCAUGCUGCAAUCGAUAUGAUUUGCGCUUUAAUGCAUCCCAUGCAUGAUAAUUAUGACCUUAGACAGGAACAACUCAACAAAUCAUCAUUGUUACAAACUAAACAGUUUUUGGAAAGUCUGUUAGAUAUGUGGACAAAUCAUGUUACUUUAGGUACUGGUGCUCUAGUUGUGACUGCUAUGUUGGAUUUAUUGACUUUUGCUCUUUGUGUACCUUAUUGUGAAACAACUGAUGGAAAACACUUUGAUAUUUUACUCGAAAUGGUGGCUAGCAGAGGUCGAUCAUUAUUUAAACUAUUUCAGCAUCCUUCAAUGGCUGUGAUUAAAGGUGCUGGUUUAGUAAUGCGUGCUCUAAUUGAAGAAGGAACUAUGGAAGUGGCUAUGCGAAUGCAGAAUCUAGCAUUGGCAGAAGGUGCUUUGCCACGUCACUUGCUGUCCGCAUUGUACACCAGACCGACGGAUGGACGUCUGCUCACAUUGAGACAACUCUCUAGACAUCUCAUCAUGUUGUGGAUAACCGGACAUCCUGUGGCGAUGGCUUUGCUUAGGAGAAUAUUGCCUGCAGGUCUUCUUAGAUUCCUGGACUCAACUGAUAGUGUACCCUCAUCUGCACUAGAAGAAGAGAGGUUGAAUCAUAGAGACAACUUGAAAAUUGUUCAAGAUCAUGCGAUGAGAAAUAGAAAAGGAGCACAGUGGGAAGUUAUUGAAAGACAGUUUAAGAUUGUUGAAAAGAGAUUAGAGCAUUACACAAACUUGGCUCUCCAGCAUUGGGGAGCAAGAGUUGGCAUCGCAAUUGAAAGAAAAGAAAAAUUACGUGAACGUCCUAUAGUCCUGAGAAAGCGCAGAGAACGAGUAAAAUCGCAAUUAAAUUGGCCCAUGUUUUACUGGAAAUUCUCACAGGAUCACUCGUUGCCAAAUCUUAUUUGGAAUCACAAGACAAGAGAGGAAUUAAAGAAUGCCUUAGAAAAUGAGAUCAGGCAAUUUGCUAGUGAUAGAGAACUAGCGUCAGGAGCUUUGAUUGCCUGGAAUCAUACUGAGUUUGAAUUGACUUACCAGAGCUUGGCUGAUGAAGUGAGAAUUGGAGACUAUUAUUUAAGGCUGCUACUAGAGACGGAAGAUACAUCAGACUCGCCAAUUAGGAAAUCAUAUGAAUUUUUCAAUGAUCUCUAUCACCGUUUAUUGUGUUCACCAAAAGUUGAAAUGCGCUGUAUGUGCCUUAAAGCUAUGUCAAUAGUUUAUGGGAAGUAUUAUGAAGAUAUAGGACCUUUUAGUGAUACUAAGUAUAUGAUUCAAAUGUUAGAUCGUUGUACAGAAAGAGCAGAACGUGACCUCCUUUUGAUGUUCAUCAAUAAACUGGUUCUCCAUCAGCAUAACGUUCGUGACAUUUUGGAUGCUAGUGGUAUAAGAAUUUUAGUAGAUCUUCUGACAUUAGCUCAUUUGCACACUGUUCGAGCAGUUGUACCUAGUCAGAGCAAUAUUAUUGAGGCUGGUCCCGAUAUGGAGAAAUUACAGGAAAAAGAAUGGUAUUACAAUACUGAUAUUAGGGGUGACCCAGUUCGAAUUGGACCAAUUAGUUUUCAUGAGAUAAAAAACCUCUGGAAUACUGACAAUACCCCCCUAACUCCUCGAAGCCGUUGCUGGGCAAUGGGCAUGGAUGGAUGGAGAACUCUGAUGCAGAUACCUCAACUGAAAUGGUGUCUCGUAGCUAAAGGAAGUCCAAUUUUAAAUGAAUCUCAAUUAUCUGCAUUGAUACUUGAUAUUCUGAUUCGGUGCUGUAAAUUUUUUCCAAGCCGUGAUUCCGAUGAUGCAAUUAUCAGGCCAAUACCUCGAAUAAAAAGAUUAUUAGCCGAACCAUUUACGUUAGCGCAUGUGGUGCAGUUGCUUCUCACAUUUGAUCCUACAUUAGUGGAACGUGUAGCCACUUUGUUAUAUGAAGUGAUGAAAGAUAAUCCGGAAAUAUCAAAGUUAUAUUUGACUGGUGUAUUCUUUUUUAUUCUGAUGUACACUGGGAGCAAUGUGUUACCAAUAGCUAAAUUUUUGCAGUUGACUCAUUUGAAACAAGCCUUUAGGCCAGAUGACACAAAUUGCUCAGAUAUAAUGCAAAGGAGCAUCCUAGGCCAAUUGCUUCCGGAGGCUAUGGUCAGUUAUUUAGAAAAUCAUGGUGCUGAAAAAUUUGCACAAAUAUUCUUAGGUGAAUAUGAUACGCCUGAAGCUAUUUGGAAUGCGGAAAUGAGGCGAACAUUGAUAGAAAAAGUGGCUGCUCACAUAGCAGAUUUCACGCCCAGGUUACGCAGCCACACGAUGGCACGUUAUCCUUACGUUGCCAUUCCUGCUAUUCGGUAUCCACAAUUGGAGAAGGAAUUGUUCUGUAAUGUAUUUUACCUCAGACAUUUGUGUGAUACUGUUAAAUUUCCUGAUUGGCCUAUACCAGAACCAGUUAAAUUAUUAAAAGAUGUCUUAGAUGCUUGGAGAAAGGAAGUAGAGAAGAAACCACCAGCUAUGACUGUUGAAGAGGCCUAUGCCAGUUUAGGCUUAUUGUUCUCUGGUGUACCAGAUGAAUCCACUGUUCGAAAAGCUUAUUAUAAAUUGGCUCAACAGUUUCAUCCGGACAAAAAUCCUAAUGGAAGGGUUCGUUUUGAAGAAGUCAGCAAAGCAUAUGAAUUCUUAUGCAGUCGAUCUAUAUGGACUGGUAAUGGACCAAAUCCUGACAACAUUGUAUUAAUACUCAGAGCGCAAAGUAUUUUAUUUCAUAGAUAUUCAGAAGUGUUACAACCAUAUAAAUAUGCUGGUUAUCCACAAUUAAUUAAAACUAUUAAGCUAGAAACAGCAGAUGAACAGCUGUUUGCAAAGACCGAACCUCUGUUGUCAGCUGCUAGCGAACUGUGCUAUCAUACUGUGCAUUGUUCGGCACUUAAUGCAGAAGAAUUGAGGAGAGAAAAUGGCUUAGAGGUGUUGCUCCAAGCAUUCACUCGUUGUGUAUCAGUAUUAAAUAAUUCAUCCAAACCAAACGAAAUUAGUGUUCAAGUUUGUAUGAACAUCACACGUUGCUUUUCUGUAGCAGCAAAGUUUGAUAAUUGUCGUAACAAAAUGGUGGAAAUGGAGCAACUGGUGAUCGAUUUAUCGAGAAUUUUAUGUUUCAAGCAUUUAUCAAAAUUAUGUGCGGUUGCAACUGAAUGCAUAAGCGCUUUAUCGGAGGAUAGUCAUUUGCAAAUGCAAUUGCUGCACAAAGGUGUACUUUGGCAUUUGUUAUUAUUUCUGUUUCAAUAUGAUUUCACACUUGAAGAAGGUGGUGUUGAAAGGACAGAAGAAUCUAAUCAACAGGAGAUUAAAAAUCGAUUGGCAAAAUUGUCCGUGGAAUCUCUUGCUCGAAGGGGCUAUAUGAAAGGGGAGAAGGAAAGUCCUUUGAACAGUGUUGCUAGGAAUAUUUACAACAGCAUAUUAACUCAAUAUUUAGCCGACAUGCUCAAAAAUGAUGAACCCGAGGAGUUGUUAAAAAUAUUGAAUAGCAAUUGCAUGAAUCCAUAUUUAAUAUGGGACAAUAGCACAAGGGCUGAGUUGAAUGAGUUUUUAGAUACCAGGAUUCACAGCAAAGCUGGCCCGGAUGACUUGUGCACUGCAGUUGAUUUUAAAUAUGAAGCUCAUAAAGAUGAGUUGGUUAUUGGAGGCAUAUUUAUUCGGAUAUACAAUGAGCAACCUACUUUUACUGUGAUUAAUCCAAAAGGUUUUGCUAUUGAUUUACUAGAUUUUUUAAAUCGAAGUUAUCAGCAACUGGGUAAUUUGCAAACCCAAAUGCAAAAUCAAGGUAACGAAAGUGAUGCAUCCAGCAGGGCUGAAACUAUAUUAAAGGAUAUGGUUGCCGCACUAGAUUCAUUGAAAAAUGUUCUUCAAAACAAUGCCGGUGUGGAAAUUCAAUGCAUUGGGCAUUUUAGAUUGUUUUUUAACAUUUUAAGUAUGAGUCAAGUAAAACCUAUUCAGCAAAGCGUAUUGGAACUGAUAUCUCUCACUACUAAAAAUCAGGAAUGUGUUAAGGAUAUUGCAGCAAGUGAAGUGCUUGGCCAUCUGCUUCUAGCUUUGUUAUCUUUGACAGUUAGUCAAAUGACUUGCUUAGAAAUUCUUCAUGCUUUGCUGUCUACUCCUAAAUUAGUUAAAGAAGCCUUGGCUAAAGGAGCCGUCCUAUAUUUAUUAGAUCUGUUUUGUAAUUCUAACGUGCCUCAAAUUCGUGAGAUGUCAGCAGAACUGUUGGCUCAAAUGGGGGCAGAUAAGUUGAAUGGACCAAAGGUGCGAUUAGCACUUGGUCGUUUUCUUCCUCCUGUUUUUGCUGACGCAAUGAGGGAUUCUCCACAAGCAUGUGUCCACAUGUUUGAAACAAUUCAUGAAAACCCUGAAUUAAUCUGGGAUGAUGAUGCAAGACUGCGGGUUACUAAAUUAGUUGCUGAUUUUAAAAACAAGCAUUACAAAUUACAACAGCAGAAUCCUCAUGCAAUUUGGAAGUUACCUGAUUCAAAUGUUUUGAAUCACGCAGCAAAUCCAUCUGAAGUUGUGGUUGGUGGAGUUUAUUUACGUUUGUUCAUCUCAAAUCCAAGUUGGACUUUGAGGAAACCUAAAGAAUUCUUGUCUGAACUAAUGGACACAUGUCUAGGGUUAGGAAGUAAACCAGAAAAUGAGGCGGAGGUAUUGAAAAUGUCUGCCUCAGCAUUAUGCGCACUCUUAUCUGCCCAACCUUCGUUAGCAGAUGGUAUUCCUGCACUUGGCCACAUUCCUAGGUUAUUUAGGCAAAUGACAGUUCAUCCAAGUUCAACUGUUUUAGUAUUACGUCAAUUAGCUUUAAGUGAUAUUUGUGUAGGUGCAAUUACUCAAACCGAAUGCAUGCAUCCACUCAAACGAGCUAUGCAAACUAAACAAGAUAUUAUAGGUAUAGCUUGUGAAGCAUUAAAUAGAUUGUUUAUGUCGAAUCAAGAUCAAUUAGUAAAACAAGCUUUAGAUUCAGAGAUGGUCCCUUAUCUAUUAUCUCUUUUGGAAAGCCGAAUGAAUAACAUGGAAAACCCUGCCAUGACAAAAGCGCAAAUUGUGGGGGCAUUGAAAUCAAUGUGCACAAGCCAAAUUUGGGGAGAUAAAGUUGUAUCAAUACUAGAUUCUAAUUCUGUAUGGGCAGAGUAUAAGGAGCAAAGACAUGACUUAUUCAUUACUAACACUCAUGUGUCAGGAUACUUAACAGGUGGAAUGCCCACAACGGCUGGUUACUUGACGCAAGCGAUGCACAAGGAAAUUUCUACUGCUCCUCCCCCGCCGGACAAAGAUGAUCCUAUGGCUGUGAGACCCGACUUACUUUAGCCAAAGUUGCUAAAUAAUUCUUCAUAACCAUUAUACAAUUAUAGAGAGAACAGGAUUGAUAAUCUAAAAUAUUAUUCACUGCAAGUUUGUAUACAUUUUUGAAAAACUAUGAUUGUGAUGAACUUGUAUGACACAGUAAUUUUUUAUAUUGAUAUUCCGGUUUCUAAGAAAUGUAGAAAUGGCUUCUGGUUCAUUGCACAUAUAUAAUUGCUUUAAACUUGUCGAGAGUGAUGUGACCAAACAUCAUUAUGUAACUAAUAUUUGCCUUACUAUAUAUAAUCCUGUGAAAUGAUUUUGUACAUAUUGAAGAAUGUAUGGGUAAUAUUGAACAAAUUUUUUUGAUCAAAUACGUUUUUGGAUUAACAUCUGUCGAAAUUGAUAGAAUUUUAAGACUGGAUUUGCAAACAAUAGAUAGCGGUA
Molecule: messenger RNA, 7167 nt
Organism: Ctenocephalides felis (cat flea)
Lineage: Eukaryota; Metazoa; Arthropoda; Insecta; Siphonaptera; Pulicidae
Gene: Rme-8
Product: dnaJ homolog subfamily C member 13
Biological process (GO): endosome organization; receptor-mediated endocytosis; regulation of early endosome to late endosome transport
Cellular component (GO): endosome membrane
Source: RefSeq, a predicted model, not a curated record